Messenger RNA from Durusdinium trenchii, 1971 nucleotides. NCBI's taxonomy places the organism in Eukaryota, Dinophyceae, Suessiales, Symbiodiniaceae. The record is from the annotation of a GenBank genome assembly.
GAAAUCGAUUCUUUGUAUCCGGCACCUCCCACAAAUCUCCCAGAAAAAGAACCCUCAUGGCCCCCGAUGCAAAGGCCGCGCAGUAUGCUACAGGUGCAGAGGUUCCAAGGGAAGGUUGUAGAAAGUUGGGUUGUCAUUGAACAUGGCGGAAAGCGACUCGCUUACACAUUUCAAUGUGGAUGCCCGCAGCUGUUGUUCAGUUCUGAAGGAACUGACUGGUUAUGUUUGCUUGGUGUUGUGCCGAGCAGAGUCCCAAAACAUCCAAGGAGGUGCGAGGUUUCGAAGACCCAAGCAACGCAGAGGCAGAUCUAUUGCUGGACGACAUAGAGGUGGGCUCUCACUGCAGCAAAACAUCUGUCGCAGCUCUUCCAGUUCUCUCAGAGGAUAAGGACCUCAAGGAGGAACUCCCGAUGACUCUCACAGAGAUGUCCCAGGAGAAGGUCCUUGCCGAAGAAUCCACCACAGAGGGCCACUCGGGGCCCAAGUUCUCCUGGGAGGCGAUGGCACCAGCGGUGAGGAAUGAACCCGUUGACUUCGUCAGGUUGGAGUUGCGCGCAGUCGACUCUCAUUGGAGAUUAGAGAGCAGCGAGAUCCAUAUGAAGAAAGAGCUCAGCAAAACUCUGAAGUCCACGCUGUACCUGGCAACAUGGAAGGGCACCGAGGUGGUGAUGAAAUGCGUGCAAAUUCCGGAGGAACCCAUUGGCAUAAAGUUUUCCUCUGAGUCGAUCACUGCCUCGCGGCCAAUGCAAGGGAACGACGUGGACGAGAAACUUCUUGAAGAGCUGUUGCACGAGAUCGAGCUGUUGUCUUCCUUGCGCCAUCCCGACCUAGUCCUGUUCAUCGGUGCAUGUUUGGACAAGGAUUCUCCGGUGAUGUGCAUCACCGAGUACAUGCCGGGAGGAGAUUUGGAGCGCUACUACAUGGCAAAGCGAAAUCAGAACCAGACCGACCGAUGGCGCCCUCCACUUCAGCAAAUCUUGGACUGGUGCUCUGCAGUUGCACGCGCCUUGAGUUUCCUCCACACUAGAGAUGAGCCCAUCGUGCACAGGGAUUUGAAGCCUUUGAAUUUGCUGCUGACGAAGCACCUGGAGGUGAAAAUUGCUGAUCUUGGAAUCAGCAAGAUGAUGGCCGCAGUCGCCAGUGACGUCUACAACAUGACGGGGGGCGUCGGGAGCUGGCUCUAUAUGGCUCCUGAAGUUGUUCGGCAUCAACACUACAACGAGAAAGUGGACAUCUACGCCUUUGCGCUGAUCAUGUUCUUCAUGAGCGCGGGGAAGGCACCCUUCCAUGAGAUGGGAAAAGAUCCGGAGCUUGUCUUGAAGGAGUAUGUCAAGGGCAAUGAGCCGAGGCCAUCCGAUUCUGAGUGCCACUCACAGCUGCGGCCAAUCAUGAAGGCAGCAUGGGCAGUGGACUACAAAGAAAGACCGUCAGCGGAAAGAAUGGUGGAACAGUUCCAGCAUGUCAAGGAGGACUACACACCAGGAGGCUCCUGUUUUUGCUCCAAGGCUUGAUACUUGCUUCAGGCCGAUGCCAAGAGUCAGCCAGAUAGGCUGGAAGCUGGAAGCUUUUUGCCGCCGACCUUACUCAACCCCACCACUUUUGGCCCUAAACCUCAUAGAGCUUCCAGCCUAGGCAGAGGGGGCCCGUUCAUGGGGUCUUGGAGAUUUUGGGAUCGGGCGUUCGGAGGCGCCAAAUGCAGCAGGUUUUUGAAGGGGCCUUUGUAGGCAUCGGAGAUGCUGGCGAAGCUGCCCGGUUUUCUUGCGAGCUAAUUUUAAAUCGCAAACAACUCCAUUUGUCCUUUCACCUGCAUAGAUCCACUUGAUUAGGUCGACUUCAGAGAAGCAAUUGAGUUGGCGUUUUCCGUGGUUUGCCAUGAAAUGUUGGUGAAUCAGAAAGCUUUUGAACUGCUUGGCAUAAUCCAGGCAGCAAUCGCAGAGAUGGGAAUUGGUCAGAACCUCAUUUGGGCUCAGC